Molecule: messenger RNA, 653 nt
Organism: Zeugodacus cucurbitae (melon fly)
Lineage: Eukaryota; Metazoa; Arthropoda; Insecta; Diptera; Tephritidae
Exons: 4
Coding region: 100-561 (153 amino acids)
Source: RefSeq, a predicted model, not a curated record
AGCUAUUUAAUGGUAUUAAAAAGUUUAGACCGAACAGUCUUAUUUAAGCACUUUAAACAUUAACUUUUAAGACUUCGAUAAUAUAGUUAUUAUAAAAAAAUGAAAGCCAACGGAACUUUGUUUACACUUGCAGUUGUCAUCUGCUGUUGUCUCUCUUUUGGUCUCGUUAGCGGCUUGAAGUGUUACUCCUGCUCAAGCUCGUAUGAUUGUCGAUCUGCCAAAAAGGUGGACUGCAAUUAUGAUUUGGCCAAUGCCACUGUGACUCAUCUAAGCUAUUAUUAUUUGGAUGUACCGCGCGACAACAGCACGACAAAUAUGAAUUGUAUGAGCGAUUGGCUGCAGACACCAAGUGGAGUUGUGGAGCAUAUGGGUUGCAUUUACAGCAGCUACAGUAGCUGCUUGUAUAGGGUGCGUCCACAAUUCCAACAGAAUUUGAAACGUGUAUGUCAGCAAUGCACCAGGGAUGGCUGUAAUCCUGCCGCACGCGCAUCUGGCAGUUUCCUUACAGUGUUGGCCACAAUUAUAGUGACAGUUUUGGUGACUGCUGUGUGGCACAAGUGAAUGCAAAUAACUAUAUUUUGUGUAUUUAUUGUUGAGUGUGUAAGCCUAAUCUUAUCGAAAUAAAAUGAUAACGAACAAUUUUUUAGUUAAAA